Actinia tenebrosa (Australian red waratah sea anemone) is the source of this 4872-nucleotide messenger RNA. RefSeq names its product dymeclin. Gene Ontology annotation, cellular component: Golgi apparatus. Gene Ontology annotation, biological process: Golgi organization. The record is from RefSeq and is a predicted model, not a curated record. NCBI's taxonomy places the organism in Eukaryota, Metazoa, Cnidaria, Anthozoa, Actiniaria, Actiniidae.
AUGCUCUUCGUACCUUUUAGAGUGUCACAAAUCUAAAAGGACCUAAGCCUUUAGGGUGUUUGACAUAUAUCUGAGAUUACUGUCACUAUAGGAGUCCCCCCGCGGGGUCCAUCGUAGGCAAAAAGAAAGAGUCUUGUUUUUAGUUUUCAUUCGAUUGGGUUUCCUGUGUAAUGACGCCCGCGAUCUGCUGUUGUUAUUCGUGGCAUCAAAUGAAUCAAAGAUGGCGGAUGAUGACUGAGAAUAUUUGCACAUGAUUAUUGUUAAUAAAUAACGAUAUGGGAGCUAAACCAUCCUCACUUAGUGAUUUACAACACAACCCCGUCCUUCAAAGGCUGACAGGGGAAUAUUGUGUGCAAGAAGACAAAGACUUUUGGGAAGAAUUGCUUUCAUUUUCCUUUCGUCCUCCUUACAAUAGUGCUGAUGCCAGACUGUUAGAAGAAUCAACACAACAUAUCUGUCAAUCAUUAGCAAAUCAUAACUUGAAGUCUAAAAAUUUUGUGUUGCUGGUAAAAGAGUUUAUUAGAAGAGCUGCUGAGUUAAAAGUUGAAGAAAAAUUCAAAAACUUUGAGUUGGUUUGUGAAUUGUACAAUGCCCUUCUGCUCAUCCGUAGUUUUUGCAAAUAUUUCAUAGAAGUUUUACCUUCUAAAGACAUCAUUUUACACUUUGGGGGAUCAGUAACAUGUUCUGUUGAUAAAGAAACUGGGAAAGAACUUAUUUCUUGUACAGACUUGGGGAUGACAGAGGAUAUGCUGUAUGGGUUGUUCACUGUCUUACAUGACAUUCCAGUCUGUGAAGAGACAUAUGCUGUUCACAUUGAAACAAUAAAUACACUUUUAGUUUUACUCUCUGAGCAAAUGUUUGACAUAUUUGCAUCAAGCAACAGUAUCUUUUACCAUGCAAUCAUGAAGGGCAAAUGUCGCCAUAAAGCAAAAUAUAUUGUUCAUGUUUUGCUACACAAUUAUGUCGCACAAGAGACAAGCCCCUUAGACUUGACCACAGAUAAUACUGCAUGGUUUCCAAGCCUUUGGUCCUGGUUUGGAAGUCCAUCAAGUACAGAAGAAGACCAGUCUGAUUCUCUGCUGGCUAACCAAAGCUUACUUCUCUUACUGAUCCUUGUCAACCAUUGCACACAAGAUAAAAGACUAUUGAAUCCUUACAGACAUUCACUUUUUACCUUUACUGAUUCCAAAGCUGUCAGUCAUGUUGGGUCAGACAAGACAAGUGAUAGUUCAUUCCAGUUCAAUCUGGAACGACUUUAUUCCACUCUCUGCAGUGAUCUUCAACAUGAUCAAACUACAUUGUUACUCUAUCUGCUGUUGCACAGAAACCCAAAUGUAUCAUCAUUUGUUUUACCAAGAAAAGAUAUUGAUCAGCUAGUGUUACCCAUUCUCGAACUUCUUUACAGUGCAGAAGAUCACAAUGCACAUCACAUCUACAUGUCACUUAUCAUCCUACUCAUUCUCAGCCAAAAUGACCACUUUAACAAAUCUGUGCAUGAAAUAACAAUAGCAACAAUCCCUUGGUAUACAGAGAGAGCGAUAUAUGACAUCACUUUAGGAGGGUUACUUGUGCUUGUGGUCCUUCGAACCAUACAGUAUAACAUGACUAAGAUGAGGGAUAAAUAUUUACACACAAACUGCUUAGCAACCCUUGCCAACAUGUCAUCUCAUUUCCAUGCCCUUCACCCAUAUGUGACGCAGAGAAUUGUAAGCCUCUAUGCUCUUCUAUCAAAAAAGCAUGCAAAAGUAUUGGAGCUCAUGAAAGAAAAACCUACGAAAAACACACAAGCAACGUCAGAAAACAAGGAUUCAACAGAUUACGUAAGUCUAGAAUUUUGUCUUGAUAAAUUAACGAAGGGAAAGAGACCAUUUAUUUUUAUCAGGGAGAAUAAGGGAUGGGAUCCAGUGGGUAGUUCACCACAUUCACAAAUCUUAUCCCCCGUCCAUUUGUUAGAUAAAAUGCAUGUCUUACAGGUUGCAGAUCUGGCUAUUUUGGAAGAAGUGAUUCGCAUGGUGCUAGAGAUCAUAAACUCUUGUGUAACUAAUACUUUACACCACAAUCCCAACUUGGUUUAUACAUUGCUUCAUCGACGAGAAUUGUUUGCUCAGUUCAGAAGCCAUCCAACUUUUCAGGAUUUGAUUCAAAAUAUAGAUACGGUUCUUGCAUUUUUUAGUGCAAGGCUUGAACAACACCCUGAUCAGACAUUAUCUGUUGCCGUGGUGUUGGAUGUUAUUAAACAAGGAACAUUACAGUGGCCUAAGGAUAGACUUAAGAAAUUUCCUGAACUAAAGUUUAAAUAUGUUGAGGAAGAACAACCUGAGGAGUUCUUUAUCCCUUACGUGUGGUCGCUUGUCUACAGGCUGUCUUUAAUGUACUGGAAUCCACAACACAUACAAAUAUUCCACCCUGAAACGUGACCUGAAGAAUUGCCAAGUAUGAAUAGAUAGAAUAAUAUGUAAGAAUGUAUUGAUGGCCCACAGGGACUUGCCUAAAGUAGAAGACCAGACUGGGCCUUAAGUUAAUUAACCUUGUCAAAACAAAUAUAAAAUGAAUGGGGGUCUUUGAAAAAUUUAAAUGGCAUUCAUUGUUCUCCAUUCCAUUCACUUUGCUAUUCACAUUCUCAUUGGUCAAAAACUGAGCUGUAGUGGUGAUUUCUAUAUAAAUGAUAAAACAAACAUAACAGUUUUUUUCCCCAUGCUCUGUUCAUUAAUACUACAUUUAGCACUUUAAGAAAUGCCAAAAGCACUAGAGAAGUACUUGCCUUUCAUCACUUCCUGGAUGCUGUGUUACUGAAUACAGCUUGCUAAAAGCUGUUGUUUCUUAAGUACAGUAUUUAGGGAUAGAAUUCAGAAUAUUAUUGAUAAUACAAUUAUUUUUUAUUGCCACCAAUAACUUAACUCUGACUUACAGUGCAGCACCAUGACCUCAUUUAAGGUUAUUCCCUUGUUUUGCACUGUGCAUUUUUCUGCACAUGCAACAAAAAGCAUGGAACUAAAAACGUUUAGGCAUUUUUCUUUUGGAAACUAAAUAAGGGACAUGUUCAAACCAUUUUUAACUUUUUUCUCUUUUUUGAGUAGAGAAAUUAAGAUUUUUAUCUGACUCGCCCCAGUCUCCACGUUCAGAAAAGUGUCAGUUUUUGAAUAUUUUGAUGUUUUUUCAAGAUAAAAUUGAAAAUGAGAAUGGAGACCCCCAUUUUUCAUUUCAGAUUUUUGAUAAAUGCAAUGUUUGGACUCAUUAUAUAUCAAAAUAUGUCCAUAACAUAAUCAAUGUCCAUGCAAAGUUUCAGGACAAAGUUAUUGGCAAAAUUUCUUUCAAGGAAAUUACCUUAACUCACUGUGCCAUGUGCCAUUUUGGACUUAAGUUUAUGUCAUGCUGUAACCUGCUUUUUGACUCAAACUGCUGCCCCCUUCUCCCCUAGAGAGAGAUAGGUUACAAACUCUACUCAGACUACUCACAUAUGAUAGAGUCAAAAAUCGAAGUGAAGUAACUGCUAUGCCAUUCUCUUUCUUCGUGGCAUAAAUAUAAGCAGAAAUUAUGUAGAGUGAAUUUAGUUGCAAUGUUAACAAAACUUUAAAAUUGAAUUAGCAAAGAAGUUUAUUUUUCUUAUGACAUCUCUCAUUUAUUGAUGAAUACUUGUUGGAGAUUUUGAACAGUAGGAAACAUAUACUUCAAAGGGUUUACUAAUAUUUAUGAUGCCUUGGAUCUAAAUUACAAAAAUGUAUGAAUUCCUGAUCUUUAGAGGUUGUUCUGGCUUACCCUGGGAUUCAGAGGUUAUUUUCUCUCUCCAGCAUUUGCUGUUUUAACGGAAAGCACUUCCUUGUUUCAAACACAGGAAGAGAAACUGAACCUCUGGAGCCUAGGGUACAUCAAGCUUAAACUAAAAUAACAAACUACAACUAUAUUUAUAUCGUUUCUAAUAUAAUGUUAAAAUUAUUAGUAUUUUUUCUAUAACAGGCAUGCUUUAAUACAACAUUCUGCAUGAUCUUUUUAUUAUUAUUUACAUUGGAAUAUAAAAACAAGAACAACCUCCAAACAGCAUUCAUACAAAAAGACUAGUAUUGUGACAUUAAUUUAAGUCAUUUUAUCUUUGUAGUCUAGAUAUUCAUGGAAAAUAUACAUGGCUAGAAGUGAAUGUUUCACAGAUAUGGUUAGUAAACUGAUGGUUUAAUGGCUUUACAUAAACACCUGGAUAUGACAAGUAGCAUUCUAGUGUACCAUAUCUCCCACAAAUAUAUAUUUUCCAUCAAUGAUCUAUUGACCUUUACAGUAUGACAUUACUUGCUCUAGAAGACCGAGUCCUUGAUGAUUAAGACACAGCAUCUACUAGGCAUCUCCAUAGCAAUAUGUCUUGACUAUAAGAUACAGCUGUAGAUAUAAUUAUAGUAACCUUGCCGACACCCAGUAUAAAACUCCAACAAAGUUUAUAAAUCUAGACUAUAUAAGAAAUCUCCAGCGAGAAAGCGAAGCAUAUAUAUACCUAAGAUAAGUUUAGUACAUUAUGUUUCAUAUACAAAUAUAGUUAGCUAAUGCUGGUUUUCAAGCAUUCCCAAGGGGGUGAAAAAACGAAAGACAUGGCAGCCAUGUUGGUUGAUAUACAAUAGAAUGAUAACCAAGAUGACAACUAUGAUGUUAUGUGCUAACAAAGAACACAGGCUGCCAAUUACCUCUUAACCCUAGUGAGUUUUGCAGAUGAUUGGAACUUAAAAGCUGUAUCUCUGCAAUCAAAGCAAUAUAUUUUUCUUUCUUAAAAUUGGACAGAGAAUUGCAGUUGACACCACCAACAUAGCUUGCAAAGGAAUUCAAAUAGUAAUACGAUCUAAAUAAUGUAACUUUGCAAUUUUUAGCGAUUAAAAAAAACAUUUACAAACUUUA